Myotis lucifugus (little brown bat) is the source of this 2577-nucleotide messenger RNA. It is a transcript of the gene KSR1, whose product is annotated as kinase suppressor of ras 1. Lineage: Eukaryota; Metazoa; Chordata; Mammalia; Chiroptera; Vespertilionidae. Gene Ontology annotation, biological process: protein phosphorylation. The transcript has 19 exons. Gene Ontology annotation, molecular function: ATP binding; protein kinase activity. The coding region runs from base 61 to 2367 and encodes 768 amino acids. The record is from RefSeq and is a predicted model, not a curated record.
CCUGGGCCCGAGGGCUGCGAGGAGAUCCUCCGAGAGCUCACGCUGGAUGCCCUGCUGGACAUGAACGAGGCCAAGGUGAAGGAGACGCUGCGGCGCUGUGGGGCCAGUGCGGAGGAGUGUGGCCGCCUGCAGUACGCCCUCACCUGCCUGCGGAAGGUGACAGGCCUGGGAAGGGAGCACAAAGAGGACUCGGGCUGGAGUUCGUUGGAUGCCCGGCGGGAAAGUGGCUCAGGGCCUUCCACGGACACCCUCUCACCAGCCAGCCUGCCCUGGCCCCCGGGGAGCGCCCAGCUGGGCAGGAUGGGCAGCAAUGCCCAGGGUCCCCGCUCCGUCUCCGUGUCAGCUCUGCCCACCUCGGACUUCCCCACCCCUGGCCCCAGCGAGGGCCUCACGGACACCUGUAUCCCCCUGCACGCCAGUGGCCGGCUGACCCCCCGUACCCUGCACAGCUUCAUCACCCCCCCAACCACGCCCCAGCUGCGACGGCACACCAAGCUGAAGCCGCCAAGGACGCCACCCCCUCCCAGCCGCAAGGUCUUCCAGCUGCUGCCCAGCUUCCCCACGCUCACCCGGAGCAAGUCCCAUGAGUCUCAGCUGGGGAACCGCAUUGACGAGGUCUCCCCAAGUACUUACUUGACGAGGUUUGAUCUCCCCCACGGCUCCCCACAGAUGGUACGGAGGGACAUCGGGCUCUCGGUGACACACAGGUUCUCCACCAAGUCCUGGCUGUCGCAGAUCUGCCACGUGUGCCAGAAGAGCAUGAUGUUUGGAGUGAAGUGCAAGCAUUGCAGGUUGAAGUGUCAUAACAAGUGCACCAAGGAAGCCCCCGCCUGUCGGAUAUCCUUCCUACCAAUAGCUCGGAUUCGGAGGACGGAAUCUGUCCCUUCGGACAUCAACAACCCGGUGGACAGAGCAGCCGAGCCCCAUUUCGGAACCCUCCCCAAGGCACUGACAAAGAAGGAGCACCCUCCAACCAUGAACCACCUGGACUCCAGCAGCAACCCGUCCUCCACCACGUCCUCCACGCCCUCCUCGCCGGCUCCCUUCCCAACAUCGUCCAACCCGUCCAGUGCCACCACGCCCCCCAACCCCUCACCCGGCCAGCGGGACAGCAGGUUCAACUUCCCAGCUGCCUACUUCAUUCAUCAUAGACAGCAGUUUAUCUUUCCAGACAUUUCCGCAUUUCCACCGGCAGCCCCGUUCCCCGAUGCAGCAGACAGCACCCGGCUCGACGACCAGCCGAAGGCAGACGUGUUGGAGGAUCAUGAAGUAGAGGCCGAGGAGCCGGAGGCCGGCAAGUCAGAGGCGGAAGACGACGAGGACGAGGUGGACGACCUGCCGAGCUCCCGCCGCACCUGGCGGGGCCCCAUCUCCCGCAAGGCCAGCCAGACCAGCGUGUACCUGCAGGAGUGGGACAUCCCCUUCGAGCAGGUGGAGCUGGGCGAGCCCAUCGGGCAGGGCCGCUGGGGCCGCGUGCACCGUGGCCGCUGGCACGGCGAGGUGGCCAUCCGCCUGCUGGAGAUGGACGGCCACAACCAGGACCACCUGAAGCUGUUCAAGAAGGAGGUGAUGAACUACCGGCAGACGCGGCACGAGAACGUGGUGCUCUUCAUGGGGGCCUGCAUGAACCCGCCCCACCUGGCCAUCAUCACCAGCUUCUGCAAGGGGCGGACGUUACACUCGUUUGUGAGGGACCCCAAGACAUCGCUGGACAUCAACAAGACGCGGCAGAUCGCUCAGGAGAUCAUCAAGGGCAUGGGGUACCUGCAUGCCAAGGGCAUCGUGCACAAGGAUCUCAAAUCCAAGAACGUCUUCUAUGACAACGGCAAAGUGGUCAUCACCGACUUUGGGCUGUUCGGGAUGUCGGGCGUGGUCCGAGAGGGACGGUGUGAGAACAAGCUGAAGCUGUCACACGACUGGCUGUGCUACUUGGCUCCUGAGAUCGUGCGCGAGAUGACCCCCGGGAAAGAAGAGGAUCAGCUGCCGUUCUCCAAAGCUGCUGACGUCUAUGCAUUCGGGACCGUUUGGUAUGAGCUGCAAGCAAGAGACUGGCCCUUUAAGAACCAAGCCGCAGAGGCCUUGAUCUGGCAGAUCGGAAGUGGAGAGGGAAUGAAGCGAGUCCUGGCCUCCGCCAGCCUGGGGAAGGAGGUCACGGAGAUCCUGUCCGCCUGCUGGGCUUUCGACCUGCAGGAGAGGCCCAGCUUCACGCUGCUGAUGGACAUGCUGGAGAAACUGCCCAAGCUGAACCGGCGGCUCUCCCACCCCGGGCACUUCUGGAAGUCUGCUGACAUUAACAGCAGCAAAGUUGUACCCCGGUUUGAGAGGUUUGGCUUGGGCGCCCUGGAGGCCAGUAAUCCAAAGAUGUAGCCAGCUGUGCAGUUUCCCCGCUGAUUUCCUCCUUUUUCAAAGUGUUUCUAAAACAUCCACACAACCUCCACCACAAAAAGCAGCACUCGCCGCCGAAACGUCCGCCCGCCGCUCUCCCAAGUGCCGCAAGCCAGGAGCCUGCGUUCUGGGCUCAGCCUGCGUUCUGGGCUCAGACCUGUUUGUGCGCAGAAAACACUCGGGUCUCGGAGA